UUUGUUCAUUGAAAAGGCUAUAUCCUUGCUCGGAUAUUUUGUGCUUGUGACGCUGUUGCAAUCGGCGAAAUCAUGUCUUCCAGUAUGUUAGAGUCGCUGGGUGACAGAGUGGCGAUGUUUGAUCAACAAGCAAACAAACACAUGACCAGCCAGAGUAAAAAUCCAUUUUCUUCUGGGCUCAAUUUACCAAAACCCACUUUCUCCAAAGAGGAAUACGGAAGGCCGGCUGCUGGGUCCCUCUCGGAUAUUCGGGGUCGCAAGGCCUCCGCUCACAUUCUCAAGGAAGUCCUCGAGCUCUGCGACGUGAUUUAUCAAAACGGCACGCCAUGUCGUGAUCAGCCAGAGAUCCUUGCCAUUUCCUUUGGUGACCUUUUCAAUAUCUACGUGCAUAUUAACGACAAACUCGUUGGUCUGCUGUUGCGCGCUCGCAAACAGAAACUUAUCGAUUUCGAGGGAGAGUGCCUCUUUCAACGUAGAGACGAUCACGUACCCAUCUACCUCAUAAAGCCCAUUGAAGAAAUUAGAACGACUUUCCGGCAAAAACUUGAAGAAAUGUCGAGAGAAAUACCACAGCACUUUAAUGAAUAAUCCCACAUGAGGAUUAUUAAUUAAAUGGCGUCAAUCAAUUUCACAUCAAUGCAAAAAUAUCAUGGUGAAGACGUGUACUUUUCGUUUCUGUAAAGUCA
Messenger RNA from Ceratosolen solmsi marchali, 686 nucleotides. Its product is annotated as actin-binding Rho-activating protein. The coding region runs from base 73 to 588 and encodes 171 amino acids. The transcript is spliced from 4 exons. Gene Ontology annotation, molecular function: actin binding. Gene Ontology annotation, biological process: positive regulation of Rho protein signal transduction; positive regulation of transcription by RNA polymerase II. Gene Ontology annotation, cellular component: sarcomere. NCBI's taxonomy places the organism in Eukaryota, Metazoa, Arthropoda, Insecta, Hymenoptera, Agaonidae. The record is from RefSeq and is a predicted model, not a curated record.